Messenger RNA from Ornithodoros turicata, 2114 nucleotides. Its product is annotated as PC-esterase domain-containing protein 1A-like. Lineage: Eukaryota; Metazoa; Arthropoda; Arachnida; Ixodida; Argasidae. The record is from RefSeq and is a predicted model, not a curated record. The transcript is spliced from 8 exons. Bases 311 to 1363 code for a protein of 350 amino acids.
AAAGUAAUCGUGAAGUCCAGCUGCGGUCUUAAUAUGUAAAAAACGUUUUUGUCGUUGCUUGUCACAAUGACAUAGCGAUUCAAUUGCAUAGCGCUGCAAAUUAUGACGUUUAAAGAGUAACUGCUAUCGUUGCUAAUGCUUCCGUUUGACUAAAAUUCCAUGUUCAGAGCUCGCGCACAUCCACGUGCAUUUUCACAUUCAAGCUGUGCCUGCUGCCCAGUGUGCAUGGUGCUGCGUAACAACGGUAACAUCCCCAGAAGUUGACAUCCAAAAUCGAAGGAGCGUACAGGUUGUGCUCAAAUAAAUCAAGAUGCCAGACCUGUUCCUUGCUGAGGAUGUUCAAGCAUUGCUACUGAAGAAGAAAGUAGCAUUCAUGGGGUGUUCAAAUAUCCGGGCCCAGUACAAGGACCUUGUGACUUUAUACCAGGGUGAUCAUAUCAUCAGUGGGAAAGCACUUAAAACAAAGAUGGAAGAAAGCUUCCUCAGUGACUCUCUAGUUUGCCACGGGAAGAAACACAACGGCCGAGAUUAUAGAGAGGAGCGAGUUUUUCAAACUGAAGACGUCAGCAUCUCGUUCUAUUUCUUGACUCGGGUGUACAGUGACUACGUCGAAGGAAUCUUGCGGAGGAUGGUGCUGGACCCCCCUGACAUCGUAGUUGUUAGUUCCUGUCUCUGGGAUAUCUGUCGAUGGGGGCCCAAUGGAGUUGUUGAGUACAAGGAGAACCUGCGCCUGCUAUUCAGAGAGUUGACAAACAGGCUUCCCAGUCGGACCUUGCUCAUCUGGCUGACGACCGCUCCCAUAGCCCAGGCAGUUAAUGGCGGAUUUCUCAUCUCGCAGCUUGAGUUCCUGCAGUACUCAUUACGCUUUCAUGUGCUGGAAGCAAACGCGUUUUGCGCAGAGAUGGCAGAUAGGUACAGGGUGGACGUCCUGGACAUCCACUAUCAUCUACGCAUGUUGCUGGACUUGAGGGCGGAAGACGGCGUCCACUGGACCCCUCUGGCAAUCCGCCUGUCCACCAACUUGCUCCUCACGCACAUCGCCAUUUCUCUGGGGCUUCCAAUGCCAAAGCGGACGGAAGACUGUUAUACCACAGUGGAGAAAGAAGGGUUGUCUGAGAAUAGCACCCCAGCCACUGGGCAGCUUCAGAUAGCUGCUUUGGACUCUACACUUCCGAAUGACCUCUCGUAUGGGCAGAUUUUUGGCCAGGACCAGAGGGUUGUGCAAGAGAUGAAGCGGAACGCUGCCGAGCUGGCAGCAACUCCGCGCCGUGCUAGGCGGCGGUGCGCCCAGUACCGCCCGCCGCGGGCCCACCACAGAAGUUACAGCCAGGGCAGAUACGGGUCGUAUCGCUACCAAAAAUAGUGGCAUUUACCUUAACUCGCUGCAUGAAUGGUGUGAAAGUGAACUGAGGGCUUUUCCCACUUUUUUUAAAAAAUGGAAUUGUGAUAGUCUAGACUGUGAUAAGCUUUUGUGUAUACUGGUCUUUCACGAGCCAGGGAAGCCAAGUUAUCACUUUUUGUUCUUUCGUACUCCAGUGGAAGUAUGUACGUGCACAAUGGCAGUGUGUGUAACGUAACAAAGGUAAAGUCUGUGAUAACACAUGCAACAGUGGUAAAGCGCGCAACGUACUCUCACAGUGCCUGUCACUACAGCAAGUACGUGAUGCACUUGGUCAGCAUCGGCUCACAUUUGUUAUCGCUGUAUCAGAUAUAGGAACACUGUGUGUACGCGCUUAUUGGCGAGAUGUGUUUACUCUGUGGUGAUAUGUUAUGUAUAGUCAUAGUUAGAGGGAUACGUAGAGCAUUAAAAGAGGCUACUGGGCAACCUCAUGUGCUGUGAUAAUUCUGGCGAAAAAUGUGGAGUAAAUAAUGUACUAUUGUAGUAAACUUGCACCGCGUUCAAUUUAUGUAAAAAAUUCACAUCAAAUGCUCUUCUUUUUUUCUUUUUUUUUCGUGUGCAGCAUUUUUGUUUGUACCAGCACCUCUCCGAGGUGUGUAUUCACGUGCUGUCCUUCAGAAUCUCUGCACCAAUAUUUGUUUUUGUUGUUUGGGAAAGAACAUAUUUUUUAUUCUCAUCCUUCACAUGGAGGAAUAAAAGAUGGCAUUGAAAACUA